This is a messenger RNA of Eublepharis macularius, 2237 nucleotides long. RefSeq names its product cytochrome P450 2J2-like. The record is from RefSeq and is a predicted model, not a curated record. NCBI's taxonomy places the organism in Eukaryota, Metazoa, Chordata, Lepidosauria, Squamata, Eublepharidae. The transcript is spliced from 9 exons. Gene Ontology annotation, cellular component: intracellular membrane-bounded organelle; cytoplasm. Bases 139 to 1620 code for a protein of 493 amino acids. Gene Ontology annotation, molecular function: iron ion binding; oxidoreductase activity, acting on paired donors, with incorporation or reduction of molecular oxygen, reduced flavin or flavoprotein as one donor, and incorporation of one atom of oxygen; heme binding. Gene Ontology annotation, biological process: arachidonate metabolic process; xenobiotic metabolic process.
UACAAAAGGGUGUUAAUAGAAAAAUCUCAGAGAAGCAGCAAUAUCUCCGAGGAGCACAAACUGCAACUAGAGAAAAACGUAUCCUAGAUUCCCAGUUAUACAGGAAAGCUACGAAAACAGAGGGGCGGGGUGGAGAUAAUGUGGAUACUGGCAACGUUGAUAGCAGUGCUGGUGUGCCUUUUGAUCGUGCGUUUUCUAAAACAACUCUGGUCACACAAGAACUAUCCUCCAGGGCCUCUUCAGUUUCCUCUCAUUGGAAGCAUUUGGCGGAUAUUACCGAACUUUUCUCAGGAUAUUUUCAUUAAGCUGGCAAAGGAGUAUGGAAACAUUUACACCAUAUGGGUGGGGCCUCUGCUUGUGGUGGUAUUUUCUGGAUUUGAAGCAGUCAAAGAAAGUAUGGUCAAACAUUCUGAAUAUUUUGAAGAGCGACCAGUGACUCCUUUUUUUGAAGCUAUAGCAAAAGAAAAGGGUAUUGUUCUUUCAAAUGGUCACACCUGGAAGCAACAGAGGAAGUUUGGACUAGUUACUCUGCGGAAGCUGGGACUGGGGAAGAAAGGCAUCGAGCACAAAAUAGAGGAGGAGGCCCAUCAGCUUGCUGAGAUUUUUGCACGUGCAAAGGGGCAGCCUCUUGACCCUUCAUCACCCAUUAUUAAUUCUGUCACCAAUGUGAUCUGUUCUCUGACUUUUGGUCAUCGAUUUUCUCUCGAAGAUGAAGAAUUCAUCAAGUUGAGAGAUGCCUUACAGGAUAUCGUACAAUUUACUGUGACCUUCUUUCAUUUCCUGUAUGACACUCUUCCCUGGCUCAUGAAACAUCUCCCAGGGCCUCACAAGAAGGUAUUUGCCUCCUGUGACUUUAUAAGUUCCUUUGCAAGGAAGGAGAUAGAAAAGCAUAAAGCGCAUCGGUCACUGGUUGAGCCCCAGGAUUUCAUUGAUUACUACCUACUUCAGAUAGAGAAAAGCAAGAAAGAUCCCAACUCCACCUACAAUGAAGAGAACUUGUCCCAGUGCAUUUUUGACUUAUUUGCUGCCGGAACAGAAACAACUGCCAACACACUUCUCUGGGCACUAGUCCUCAUGGCGAAUCAUCCAGAUAUCCAAGAAAAAGUCCAGAAGGAGAUAGAUGACGUUUUGGGUUCUUCUCAGUCAUUCUCCUUUCAAGAUUGGAAGAAACUGCCCUACACCAGGGCUGUGAUUCAUGAGAUCCAGCGUUUCAAAUAUAUCCUGCUGUUUGGGGUCCCUCGCCAAUGUACAAAGGAUGUGAACAUUAUGGGGUUUCUCAUCCCUAAGGGGGCAAUAGUUUUUCCAGAUUUCUGCUCUGUUCUUUUUGAACCGAAGCACUGGGAAACUCCUCAAGAGUUCAAUCCAAAUAAUUUUUUGGACAAGGAGGGCAAGUUUGUGGAGAAAGAAGAAUUCCUUCCAUUUGGAGCAGGGGGCCGGGCAUGUCUUGGGGAGCAGCUGGCAAAAAUCGAGCUCUUCAUCUUCUUCACCAACCUGUUGAGGACAUUCACCUUUCAGCCACCAGAAGGAGUGAAAAAAAUCAGUGAAGACCCUGUAGUACGAUUGGUCAUCCCUUCCCAGCCUUUUAAGAUCUGUGCUGUUCCCCGCAGCAACGAGUCAUAAGCCACAACAUAUUUAGAGAAGCUUAUUUGUUACUAUGCAUUUCUUUCUAUUUCAUUGAAAGAUCAUGUACCAUUCUGCUUCAGGUAGAUAGCCGUGUUAGUCUGCAGUAGAACACUAGGAUCUUGGCCCAGUGGUAUCAUAGGGCCAAGCUACACAUGACGAAUGACACUUGAACGGCAAGUGGAUUGAGUGGAGGGCAAGUGAACAGGGAGAAAUACACUUGCUGUUCAAGUGUCAUUCGUCAUGUGUAGCUUCGCCCUUAGAGACCAGCACAUUUUUCAGGAUAUCUUUUGAAAGUCAGAGCUCUCCUCUUCAGAUACUCGAGACCUUAUUAUUCUUCUGAUCCUUAUGAAGCCCAUUCAUAUUGUCCUUUAGUUUCCCCAUUUGGUUAGAGCUGUUUAGAGAAGGAAUUCAGACAGAUCUCUACUGUUGACCUACUGUUGCUCAUCGCUUGCUUAUUAUCACCUAAUAUAUGCAAUAUAACUUGCUGAUUCUUCAGAAAAGCUCAAUACAGAAUGCUUGCCGUGUACAAAACUGAAAGGUGCUUCUUGUAUCUAUGCGCCUUUGAAAGACAAAAUGGUUUCCUCUUCACUGAAUAAACUCUGUGGUUACCUUUA